AUGCCCUCGAAGGAGAAAAAAACACAGCAGUCACAAGAAACCGAAGAGGACGACGAUGACGGUGAGGAGAAGAAAUCAAAGUUGAGACGGAAAGCCAAGAUCAGCGUGACAGAUUGUGGCAGUAAAAAGAAGAAACAGAAAUCCAACGAGGACACAGAAUCAGUCAGCGAUGCGCCUGAUGUGAGAAAGAGUGACCGAAGAGAGAAGAAGAAGAAGAAGAAGAACUCUAAACAGAAAGAUGAAGAGGAAGUGAACAGCAGCAGUGAAGAUGAAGGUGACAGACACAAGAAGGGACGUAAAAGCCUUCCAGAUGUCGUUCAAGUGACGCCUGACCCUAAAAAGAGCAGGAAAAGGAGGUCACGGGAGAAAGAGCCUGACGAGAACAUCAUGGGAUCCAAAGACAAGAAAUCUAAAGAGGAGGGGAAAAAAAAGAAGAAAGCUGAGAAAGAGGAAUCAGAGCAGGAGGAAGAUGAUGACUCGCAGAAGAAGAAAAAGAAGAAGUCCAAGAAAGGGGCGACUGAAAGUGAUGAUGAAGGGAAGAAAGGAAAAGGCAAGAAGAAGAAAUCAAAAAUUGUUGAUUAUGUUGAGAUCUAUGAGAAUGAACUGAAAAACUAUGAGUCUGAAAAAGUGGAGAACUAUGAAGAUGAAUACCACAAGAAGAAAGUGUAUGAGGUGGUGACCAUUACUGGAGAUGUGAAUGGAGCGGGUACAGAUGCCAAUGUCUUCAUCACACUCUUUGGAGAAUAUGGCAUCACACCCAAGUUGCAUCUUGCCAGCAAGAAUCGAACAGCGUUUGAAAAAAACAAAACCGAUGUCUUCCGCAUAAAAACACACAAUGUUGGACCUUUGAAAAAAAUUAGGAUUGAACAUGAUAAUACGGGCCUGAACGCCAGCUGGUUUCUGGACCGCGUCAUCGUCACGGACAUGAACAGACCACAUUUACGUUUCUACUUCGCCUGCAACAACUGGCUGAGCAGAAAUGAGGGCGACGGCCUAUUUGUUCGUGACCUCCUCGGCACUCUCGACCCCAUGGACAUGCCCAAAUAUAAUAAAUAUGUUGUGAGUGUUUUCACGGCAGAUGUGAAAGGCAGUGGGACAGACGCUGAUGUCUUCCUCAAUAUAUUUGGGGAAAAUGGUGAUACAGGAGAGAGACGUUUAGACAAUGAUAAAAACAACUUUGAGAGAGGAACAGAAGAUAAAUUCACCAUAGAGGCGCCAAAUCUAGGAAGAGUGAGAAAAAUCACAAUUGGACACAAUAACAAAGGCUCUUCGGCUGGAUGGUUUGUAGAAAAGGUGAUUGUGGAUGAUUUGGGAAACAAGAGUGUGUAUGAAUUCCCAAUCAGCCGGUGGUUUGCCAUCGAUGAAGAUGAUGGAAAAAUACAGAGAGAUAUUUUGGUUGGAGGGAGUCAACCAACUGGUAUUGUGUAUAAUGUUCAGGUGGUGACUGGGAAUGUCAGAGGUGCUGGUACCAACUCCAAAAUCCAUGCAAUCAUGCACGGUUCUAAAGGCAUGAAGAACAGCGGGAAGAUAUUCCUGGAGGGAGGAAAGUUUGAGCGCGGUCUCACCGACAUCUUUAACGUGGAGAUCGCAGCUCUGCUCAGUCCUUUGAGUCGAGUGACGAUCGGUCAUGAUAAUGGAGGAGUCAGUGCUGGCUGGUACUGUGAGAAGGUGGUCGUGUUUUGUCCAUUCACUGGAAUCGAACAGACGUUCCCCUGCUCCAAAUGGCUGGAUGAGAAUGAAGGUGAUGGAAUAAUCGAGAGAGAACUGUAUGAGAUGGUCUCACUGAGACAGAAGAGACAAAAGAAGCAUCCGUGGUCUCUCUGGAUCUGGACAUCUGAUAUUUCUGGAGCUGGAACCGACGCGUCUGUCUUACUGCAGAUAUACGGAGAAAAGGGAAAGUCUGAUGAGAUGAGACUCGACAAUAAAACAGAUAACUUUGAGCAGGGCCAGCUCGAUAAGUUUAUGAUUGAACUACCAGAUCUUGGGAAACUGACAAAACUGAGAAUUUGGCACGAGAAGAGAAAUCCGUUUGCUGGCUGGCAUUUAAGUCGAAUCUCCAUAAUGAAAACGUUAACAAAGGAAAUGUUUAAAUUCCCAUGUGAGCGCUGGUUGGACACUAAUGAAGAUGAUAACGAGGUGGUGCGAGAACUUCCAGCCACAGGAGAACUGAUUCCAGAACCUCUGCCAGUUAUAAAGUAUCGAGUGACCGUCUACACGGGGAACGUUAGUGGCAGUGGGACUGACGCUUCUGUCUUUCUGUGUCUGAUCGGUGACCAUGGCGACACGGGUGACCGUGUCCUAGUCAACUGCAAGAACAAUGUUAACAAGUUUGAGAAGGGCAACGCCGACGAGUUCAUUAUUGAGGCGGUGUGUAUCGGUCAGGUGCGCAGGGUGAGAAUCGGUCAUGAUGGGCGGGGCGGAGGCUGCGGUUGGUUCCUGGAUAAAGUGGUCAUCAGAGAGGAGGGGCAAGCUGAGUCACAGGCUGUAGAAUUCCCAUGUGACAGAUGGCUUGACCGCAAUGAAGACGACGGCCAGAUUGUUCGUGAGCUGGUGCCAUUCGCAGAUGGACAAAGACUUUACAAUGUCAGCUAUCACAUCGCAGUGAAGACGGGGAAUGUCAGCGGAGGAAGUUCAGACUCUAAAGUGUUUGUGAAGUUCUAUGGUGAGAAGGGAGACACCAGCAGAAUGAUGCUCGUGGUCUCCGACAACAACCUGCGUAAUUACUUUGAGACUGGACGGGUCGAUAUUUUCACUGUUGACACUUUAGAUAUUGGGCAGAUCAACCGCCUCAUGAUCGGUCACACUAAUGAGGGAAUGCGUGCCGGUUGGUUUCUGGACAGCGUUCAGAUCAUGGUGCCCAAUCACGGCAGACACUACAUGUUCCCCAGUCACCGCUGGCUGUGCAGAGAUGAGGCUGAUGGGAAAACUGAAGUGGAGAUUUACCCCAGUGAAAUACUCGAUGUGGAACAAUUAAUAAACUAUGAGAUUACCGUGGUAACGGGGGACAUCUGGGCAGGUGGCACAAACGCUAAUGUUUUUAUCCAGAUAUAUGGAGAUCAGGGAAAGUCUGAAGUCCUCAGUCUGGGGAGCAGGUCAAAUAAUUUUGAAAGAGGAACAACAGAGAUAUUCAAGGUUGAAGCUAAAGAUGUUGGAAAAAUCUUCAAGGUCCGUGUUGGUACUGACGGCGCGGGCAUCGGUUCUGGCUGGUUUCUGGAGAGGGUGGAGAUCAAGCGCCUAGGUGGUGAGGAAGAGAUGCGAGAGGUGGUGAUGACGUAUUUAUUCCCCUGCGAUCGCUGGCUGGCAUCUGAUGAAGAGGAUGGAGAGAUGGUGGUAGAACUUCUACCAGAAGACAAUGAAGAACUGGAGGAAAACACAUAUGAGGUCAACGUGUUCACGGGUAAUAUGAUGGGAGCUGGAACCGAUGCCAAUGUUUUCAUCAACAUCUAUGGCGAGAACGGAGACACUGGAGAGAGACCCCUGAGAAAAUCAAACCAUCUGAACAAAUUUGAGCGUGGACAGGAGGACAAUUUCUCCAUCACUGCAGUUGAACUGGGACCUCUGAAGAAACUGAGGAUUCGUCAUGACAACAGCCAUCAGUCGGCCUGGUAUCUGGACAGGGUGGAAAUCGUGGACACUAAAGAUGACACCACGUAUUACUUCCCCUGUAAUCGCUGGCUGGCAGUUGAUGAAGAUGACGGUCAGAUCGCACGAGAGCUCGUUCCCGUGGAUGAGGCCUUCAUGAGGAAGGAUGAUGAUGAGGAGGAGUCCGGGGCCACACUGGGCUUGGAGCAGAAAGCCAUGUCAACAACAUACACAAUGAGAAUCAAAACAGGAGAAAAGAAGCACGCGGGAACAGACGCCAACGUCUUCGCAAUUCUAUAUGGAGAAAAUGACGACACAGGAAUCAUCAACCUGAAAGCCUCUAAAUCACAUAAAAACAAGUUUGAGAAGGGAAUGAUCGAUGUAUUUACCGUGGAGGCUGUUGACCUCGGAGAACUUCAGAAACUGAGAAUUGGCCACGAUAACGCAGGAGGAUCAUCUGGUUGGUUUUUGGACUGGGUGGAGAUUGAUGCUCCGUCUCAGGGCCAGAGACUUCGGUUCCCAUGCGGCCGCUGGCUGGAUUCAGGAGAAGAUGAUGGAGCGGUGGUGAGAGAUCUGUAUCCUGCUGACCUGCAGACUGAACUUUAUACUCCAUUUGUUCCGUACGAGAUCACGACCUUCACGAGUGAUGUGUUCGCCGCGGGGACCGACGCUAAUGUCUUCAUCGUCCUCUACGGACAGAAUGGCUUGUGCUCGCAGCAGAAGUAUCUUUGUGUUAAUAAAAGAGAACGACGCUUGUACUUUGAGAGAGGAGCUGAAGACAUGUUCAUCGUGGAGCUGGAAGAUGUAGGAGACAUCAUCGAGAAGAUACGUAUCGGACAUGAUAACAGAGGAACAAACCCGGGCUGGCACCUGGACAGAGUGGAAAUCAGAAGACUUUUAAGAAAAGGAAAGGGUUCAGAGACGACUAUAUUCCCCUGCGAGCGCUGGCUGGCGAAGUCUGAAGAUGACGGGGAGACGGUGAGAGAACUCGUGCCCUCUGACAUCAUCACUGAGAAACUGCUGAGAGACGGGACGCUCAAACACAACGAGAUCGAGGUGGAGGAUGCUCUGGAGACUCACACGUAUCAGGUGUCGGUGCGGACGGGUGACAUGCACGGAGCUGGCACUGAUGCCAACGUGUUUCUCACCAUCUAUGGAGAUCUGGGUGACACUGGAGAACGCAAACUCAGUAAAUCAGAGAGCAGCAGUAACAAGUUCGAGAGAGGAGCAGUUGAUAAGUUCAGUAUAGAGGCUGUGGAUCUCGGUCAGGUGUUUAAGAUCAAAAUACGUCAUGAUAACUCGCUGGCGGCUGCAGACUGGUAUCUGGAUCAGGUGGAGGUGGUGGACGUGGAUACAGAAGAGGUUUACAUGUUCCUGUGUGAACGAUGGCUCUCCAGAAAGAAAGAAGACAAGCGCAUUGAGAGAACUUUCUAUGUCAAGGGCUAUGAGGGUGACAGGAAUCCUCACAAUGUGAAGAAGAACAUGCAGAAUUGUAAAGCCGGUCUGGACAGCAACAUGAACAAGAAGAAAAAGAAGAAAAAGGCCGUUACAAUGGAAGAGGGUCCCAUGAUCCCGUACCACUUCACCGUGUCUACAGGAGACGACCGUGACGCCAGCACCACCAGUCGAGUUUAUGUCAUCAUCAUCGGCCCAAACGAUCUGGAAACAGAGCGACUCUGGCUCGAUCUGCCAGAAGGGAAGAAAGACUUUGCUGCAGGAAGUAUGGAGCAUUUUCACUGUUUUGGACUCGAUGUGGGCGAAAUUAAAAGAGUUGAGUUGGGUCAUAACGGAGCGACUCCAGAGAGCUGUUGGCUGGUUAAUGAACUGUCUGUAGCUGUGCCCACUAAAGGGAUUCAAUACAACUUCCUGUGCAAAUGUUGGCUCGCCAAAGACAGAGGAGACGGUCUCACAACGAGAGUCUUCAACAUACUGGAUGCCACAACUAUCAGUAUUAUUAGAAAGGUUGUUUACGAGGUGACAGUUGUUACAGGAGACACUCAGAACGCAGGAACAGACACCAACAUUUAUAUCACUGUGUUUGGGGCCAAUGGGAGCACAGAGGAGAUGCUGCUACAGAAAAAUGAGGACAGGUUCGAGAGAGGACAGGAAGACACAUUUAACCUGGAGAUAGAUGACAUCGCUCCCUUGAAAAAACUGCGUGUUCGCGUCGAUGGAACAGGAAGUCGACCUGAUUGGUUCCUUGACAAGAUGAUGAUGAGAAAUCUGAUCACUGAGGACGUGUAUGUCUUCACGUAUGAGGAGUGGCUCUCGAAGACCAAAGGACCCAAAAGAACGAAAGUGUGUGAACUUCCGGCUGUGGUGGACGAUGAGGAGAUGGUGGAGAAAACCACAUAUAUCAUUCAGGUCAAAACCAGUGAUGCUGCAGGUGCUGGUACAGAUGCCAAUGUGUUUCUGAUUGUGUUUGGAGAAAACGGUGACACAGGGACGCUGGCACUGAAGGAAAGCAGCAACAGAAACAAGUUUGAGCGCAAACAGGUGGAUGUGUUCAGAUUCAUGGACGUACUGAGUCUGGGUGAACUGUCAAAGGUCAGAGUGUGGCAUGACAACAAAGGUCCUGCUCCGGGAUGGCAUUUGGAAUACAUUGAUGUAAAAGAUGAUUCGCUGAGUCAAACCUUCCGUUUCCCGUGUGACCGUUGGCUCGCCAAAAAUGAAGACGACGGUCAGAUCAUGAGAGAGCUGGCGUGUGCCAAUAAUGAUAUUCUGGAUCUCAGUGACAAGACCAAAUAUGAGAUCGAGAUCACAACAGCCAACGCUGACGAUGCCGAGACGAAAGAGAACGCUUGGAUCGUGCUGGAGGGAAGGAAAGGACGUUCAAAGGAGUUUAUGAUGGAAAACUCAUCAAAGAAGAAGAGAUUUAUGCGUGGUGCCACGGAUUCGUUUGAGUAUUCCUCCAAAAAUUUGGGAGAGAUAGUUGGUAUUUGUUUGGGCCACAUAACAAAGGAGAAAAAAGUGAAGAGUGGAUCUUUCUGGCGCGUGCAGGAAGUGGUGGUUACCGAGAAAGAGCUUGGAAACAAAUAUUAUUUCACCUGUGACGCUCAAAUCCCACUGGCAGCCAAAAAAGAUGAAUUCAUGACUUUUGAGUGUACCAAAUCUGUGGAGAGUUUCGCCAGCAAAGUCCACAGUUUGGUUCCAGUCAAAUAUGAAAUUAUCGUCAUCACGGGAGACGUGAAGGGAGCCGCCACUGAUGCCAACGUUUUUAUCACGAUCUAUGGCGUCAACGGAGACUCGGGCAAGCGAGCGCUGAAGCAGAAGUUUAGAAACCUGUUUGAAAGAGGACGCACGGACCGCUUCCUGCUGGAGAUGCUGGAUUUGGGUGAACUGUUGAGGGUCAGAAUUGAACAUGACAACAGCAGCACGUCACCCGGAUGGUUCCUGGAGUGUGUGGAGGUCACAAACACCGCCAACUGGGUCACCACCAUAUUUGUUUGUGGAAAGUGGUUGGACAAAAAUAAAGCAGACGGACAAAUUCAAAGAGUGCUCUACCCCAAAUAUUAA
Messenger RNA from Myxocyprinus asiaticus (Chinese sucker), 7098 nucleotides. It is a transcript of the gene loxhd1b, whose product is annotated as lipoxygenase homology PLAT domains 1b. Gene Ontology annotation, molecular function: protein binding. The transcript is spliced from 42 exons. The record is from RefSeq and is a predicted model, not a curated record. Lineage: Eukaryota; Metazoa; Chordata; Actinopteri; Cypriniformes; Catostomidae. The coding region runs from base 1 to 7098 and encodes 2365 amino acids.